CCAAACAAUACACACAAAACUUCCAAAGUUCCAAUGGUUUCACACUUUGUAUUUUUAGCAUGUCUUGCUAUAACAGCUGCCAUUGCUUUAGCAUCUGACCCAAGUUCUCUUCAGGAUUUCUGUGUGGCUUUUAUCUCUACUACAGCUGCAGUGAAUGGACUUAUCUGCAAGGACCCUAAUCUUGUUGACGCCAAUGACUUCUUCUACAGUGGACUAGACAUACCAGGCAACACCACUAACGUAUUCGGCUCACGAGUGACCUCCAUUAGGGCGAACCAAAUUCCAGGACUCAACACCUUUGGCAUCUCCAUUGCACGCAUCGAUUUUUCUGCAUGGGGUGUAAAUCCUCCCCAUACACACCCUCGUGCUACCGAAAUCUUGACAGUCCUUGAAGGAAGCCUCCAAGUUGGUUUUAUCACCUCCAACCCCGAAAACCGUCUCAUCACAAAAAUACUUCAGGCAGGUGAUGUGUUUGUGUUCCCGGAAGGUCUUGUGCAUUUCCAAUAUAAUGUUGGAUAUACUAUUGCAGUUGCCUAUUCAGCUUUCAGCAGCCAAAAUCCAGGAACUAUUACCCUUGCCAACACAGUAUUCGGAGCAAGGCCUCACAUCUCUAGUGACAUUCUUACAAAGGCUUUUCAAGUAGACAAGGAAGCAAUAUAUGCUAUACAGUCAAGGUUUUAG
Argentina anserina (silverweed cinquefoil) is the source of this 681-nucleotide messenger RNA. RefSeq names its product putative germin-like protein 2-1. Gene Ontology annotation, cellular component: cell wall. The transcript is spliced from 3 exons. Lineage: Eukaryota; Viridiplantae; Streptophyta; Magnoliopsida; Rosales; Rosaceae. The record is from RefSeq and is a predicted model, not a curated record. Gene Ontology annotation, molecular function: manganese ion binding. Bases 34 to 681 code for a protein of 215 amino acids.